CCUCCUCCAACAUAUAUAGUCUCUUUCGCGGUUCGCUUGCCAAAACCCUAAAAUCCUCUGAAGGGAACGUAAUCGAGGUUUAGCCCGUCCGAGAACAGCAGCUGCUUCAGCUCUAGCUCUUGCUCACCUAUCUCGGUUAGAAGUCGAUCCUUCCCUUUUUGAACUGAGAGAAAAGAAAGUAAAAGGAACCAUGGCAUACGCUGCGAUGAAACCCACAAAACCAGGUUUGGAAGAACCCCAGGAGCAAGUUCACCGCAUCCGCAUCACUCUCUCUUCCAAGAAUGUCAAAAAUCUCGAGAAAGUUUGCGCGGAUCUUGUGCGAGGAGCCAAGGACAAGCGGCUGAGAGUGAAGGGACCGGUGAGGAUGCCCACCAAGGUUCUCCACAUCACUACUAGGAAGUCUCCUUGCGGUGAAGGAACAAACACGUGGGAUCGCUUUGAGCUUCGUGUACACAAACGGGUAAUUGAUCUUGUUAGCUCUUCAGAAGUGGUGAAGCAAAUUACCUCCAUCACCAUUGAACCCGGGGUGGAAGUCGAAGUUACCAUUGCUGAUCCAUAAAUACCCGUCUUUUUGCCCACACCAGUAGAGUUAUGUAGUCGUUAUUUUGUUUUUGUUUUUGUGGAAUUAAGAGCUCUAACCUUACAAGCAAUCGGUGAGGUUUUCUUUUGAUUAUUUUUUUUUCCCAUGUUGGGGUUGAAAACUUGGCAACUUUGAAAGAACUUUAAUAGGUAAUGUGACAUUGGCUCCUGAUAGUCAGUAGUGGGCCCUUUUGCCAA
This is a messenger RNA of Magnolia sinica, 777 nucleotides long. Its product is annotated as small ribosomal subunit protein uS10y. Gene Ontology annotation, cellular component: cytosolic small ribosomal subunit; ribosome. The record is from RefSeq and is a predicted model, not a curated record. Lineage: Eukaryota; Viridiplantae; Streptophyta; Magnoliopsida; Magnoliales; Magnoliaceae. The coding region runs from base 191 to 559 and encodes 122 amino acids. Gene Ontology annotation, molecular function: RNA binding; structural constituent of ribosome. The transcript has 4 exons. Gene Ontology annotation, biological process: translation.